GACGACGUGACGUUAUAAGACAGCGCAUCGCUGCUUUGUCUGUGGUUCGGCAGAAGAAAGGUCCUGUUUAUAGACAGAGAAACUCCUGCUGAAGCGACUGAGCUCCACUAUUAUAAAGAUGGCCUUUAUUAAAGAGGAGAGUGAAGACCUGAAGAUUGAGGAAACAUUCACACAUGAAGAUGCUGAGCAGCAAACAGAUGUGCUGGUGGUGAAGGUGGAGAAUGAUGAACUAAAUGAAAUGAAAGACGACAAAGAUCAACAUGAGCAACACUAUGACUUCAUGACUGUUGAAAAUUUUGCAAACAUGGGAGAGAGUCAGAAAACCGAAUCUAACCGUUUUUUCAUCUGUUGUGAUUGUGGAAAGUGUUUCAGUCGAAAAAUGAACCUUGAAAUCCACAGGAGAAUUCACACAGGAGAAAAGCCCUUUACCUGUCAACUAUGUGGAAAGAGCUUUAAUCAAAAACAAAAACUUGACGCUCACAGGAGAGUUCACACUGGAGAGAAGCCUUUUACCUGCCCAGAAUGCGGGAAGAGUUUUAGUCAAAAGCAGGAGCUUAAAAGACACAUACGAUUUCACACUGGAGACAGACUUUUGACCUGUCAGUAUUGUGGAAAGAGUUUCAGUCACAAACCAAAGCUUGAGGCCCACUUGAGAAUUCACACCGGAGAAAAGCCUUAUACUUGCACAGUCUGUGGAAAGAGUUUCAUUCAAAAGCCAAACCUUGAACGACACUUAAGAACUCACACUGGUGAAAAGCCUUUCAGCUGCCAGGACUGUGGAAAGAGUUUCAGUCGCAAACCGAACCUUGAAGUCCACAGAAGAAUACACACUGGAGAGAAGUCUUUCACCUGUCAACAAUGUGGAAAGAGUUUCAGCCAAAAACAGGACCUUACAAAUCACAGAAGUAUUCACAAUGGAGAAAAGCUUUUCACCUGUGAACAAUGUGGAAAGAGUUUCAGGCAUAAAAUAAAACAUGAAGUCCACAUGAGAGUCCACACCGGAGAGAGGCCUUAUACAUGCACACAGUGUGGGAAGAGUUUCAUUCAAAAGCCAAACCUUGACAGACACAUAAGAACUCACACUGGAGAGAAACCGUUCAUCUGCCAAGAUUGCGGAAAGAGUUUCAGUCGAAAACAAGACCUGAAAGACCACAUAAAAUAUCACAAUGAAGAAAAACCGUUCCCCUGUCCACAGUGUGGGAAGAGUUUCAGUAAUAAACCAAAGCUUGAAGCCCACAUGAGAACCCACACUGGAGAGAAGCCUUACACAUGCACGCUCUGUGGGAAGAGUUUCAUUCAAAAGGCAAACCUCGAAAGACACAUGAGAACUCACACCGGAGAGAAGCCUUACACCUGCCAAGAUUGCGGAAAGAGUUUCAGUCAUAAGCAAAACCUUAAUGUCCACAUGAGAGUCCACACUGGAGAGAAGCCUUACGUUUGCACGCAGUGUGGAAAGAGUUUUCGUCAAAAACAAGAACUUGAUGUCCACAUGAGACGUCACACCGGAGAGAAGCCGUAUAGCUGCACACUGUGUGGAAAGAGCUUCCGUCAAACAGGACACCUUACAAGUCACAUGAAAUUCCACACUGAAGAGAAACCAUCCACACACAACAAACACGAGACUUGCAUGAACAUUGAACCACUCAUAAAUGUGAUCAUUGUUUAAACGUCAAGAAAUCACACAGGCAGCUGGAUUCUCCACAAGACCUACAGGGGUGUCAAAACUCGGACUUGGAGCACCGGUGUCCUGCUGAGUUUAGCUCCAACUUGCUUGAACACACAUGCCUUCACCCACUGCACAGUAUUAUUUCAUGUUACAAACUGAUUUGAGAGUUUUGUUUUACAUUGUCAAAUAUUCAAGCCCACUUACCUGUGUGAGAAUUGCACAGUGUUUCCAAGAAGUAUGAAGUGCAAUUAAGAAGGCGUCUGGUGCAUAUGGAGAGGAAAAGAUUGUCACCUACAGGUGGUUUGUCAAGCUUUCUCACCUGUGUGGAGUACAUUUCAAGAUAUUUUCCAGAAACAUGGAUUGUUUCAUUGUUUUUGCCCUGUCGUGUUUUUGCUACUGAGCUGUGUUUGAUUUAUGCUUGUUUUCUCCCUACCCUGACUUAUAUAUUGGAAUACUUAAUUGGACUACCUCUUGAUUUUCCCCAGCAAGCUAGAUUAUUCGACUGAUAAAGCUUCAUUUGGACCUCUCCCCUGUCGCCAUGCUCCAUUCAUGGCUGACAUCAAAUGCACCAGCAGCUAGUUCCUGGAAUGCACAUCAUCCAGAAUUAUCAGGAUAAGCAUGUCUCCGCAUAUAGGAUCAUUUGGGCAUUGCUCACAACUGAUUUAUCAGUUAUGCACUCAUUAACUUCUUUUGUUAUGGACUAAACAAGCCAUUAGAAGCAGCCUUCACUCAUCAUGGUCUUUAAGGGUCACUGUGAAAUUUUUUUAACUUGCCUGGGUCACUCUAAGCUUGCUGUUUACUGUUGGAGAGGAGGAGAUUUUCCUUAAAUAUUUUUGGUGGGUAUUUUGCAGUGACUGGCAAACACAGACAGCAGGGAGUCAGUCACAUUAAUGACAUCAGCAAAAUUAUUUUGGAACUGUGAUUAAAAUCAAAGCUUUUCAUAAAGAAAAUCAAGUUACUCAGAAGGUUAUUAGAAAGACAAAAUUGGAAAUUUGUGAUAAUGUCUAUUUUAUUAAUUUCUGCACAUAUUAGUCUGGAAAAUGUGUAGUUUUGUUGUGGUCAACUGCUCGAGUCCCCUCAUUCCGGCAGCUAGCUCUCUGCAACUCUCACAUGGUCGCCCAAUGAAGCUAAGCAGGGCUGUGCCCGGUCAGUACCUGAAUGGGAGACCACAUGGGAAAGCUAGGUUGCUGCCGGAAGUGGUGUUAGUUAGGCCAGCAGGUGGGUCCUAAUGCCCCAGUAUAAUAAAGAGGACUCUAUACUGCUCAGUGAGCACCGUCUUUCGGAUGAUACGUUAAACCGAGUUCCUGACUCUCUGUGGUCAGUAAAAAUCCCAGGAUGUCCUUGGAAAAAGAGUAGGGGUUUAACCCCGGCAUCCUGGCCAAAUCUGCCCACUGGCCUCUGUCCAUCAUGGCCUCCUAACCCUCCCCAUAUCAUAAUUGGCUUAAUCACUCUGUCUCCUCCCUACCAAUCAGUGUGCGGUCUGGUGCAAAAUGGCUGCCAUCACGUCAUCCAGGUGGAUGCUGCACACUGGUGGUGGAUGAGGAGAUUCCCCCCUAUGUGUAAAGUGUGUUGAGUGCCCAAAAAAGCGCUAUAUGUAUGUAAGGAAUUAUUAUUACUAUUAUUAUUAUUAUUAUUAUUAUUAUUAUUAUUAUUAUUAUCUAUUCCACAUGUGGUUCAGUCAAGUGACCACUUUCUGGAAAAACAUAAGGCUUACACCAAAGAUCUGAGGAAUUCUGGCUCGUCUGGGCUUCUCUCUAGUACUUUCUUGAGGAUAGUCAGUGACUAUGAAAGAAAAACUUUAGCUCAUGUUUAUCUCGCUUGCAGUCUGUGUAUGCAUUUGAUUUGUCUAAAGUUUGUAAUUCAAGAACUAGUUGAACAAAUUGUUAUGGCAUGCCACUGUCAUUUACUUAUUUAACCCUUUUCCAGCCAUUGAUCAUAUAUC
Messenger RNA from Danio aesculapii, 3608 nucleotides. RefSeq names its product gastrula zinc finger protein XlCGF57.1-like. Gene Ontology annotation, molecular function: RNA polymerase II cis-regulatory region sequence-specific DNA binding; DNA-binding transcription activator activity, RNA polymerase II-specific. Gene Ontology annotation, biological process: regulation of transcription by RNA polymerase II. The coding region runs from base 119 to 1666 and encodes 515 amino acids. Gene Ontology annotation, cellular component: nucleus. NCBI's taxonomy places the organism in Eukaryota, Metazoa, Chordata, Actinopteri, Cypriniformes, Danionidae. The record is from RefSeq and is a predicted model, not a curated record. The transcript has 3 exons.